UACCCAUACACAAUAAAUUCCUAUUAAACACUUGAAAUACCGAACACAUAGAUAUCUACUGAUUCCGUGACCUGCGGUGCUGCACAACCAACACAAAAAUACCUUUCCACCGUCUCUCCCCCUACCCAGAAUCACACACAGCCACACAGUACUCAAAAAACAUCUCAAAGACUCAAGUCUCCAAACAAUAUCACGUCCAUGUGGAAAAGGAGCUAUCUUGGAGAAUAUUAAUGGAGUCUAUUAAGCCAUCGAAGAAGAAAAAAUGGUUCCUUCCUUUAGUUUUCUCUCUCUUGGUAUCUUCUUUUCUCAUCAUAUUCUCUGUUUUCAGUUCAAACCCAUUUCACCAAACACCCGUUAAGCCACAAGUUCCUCUCUUUGUGGAAUCAAAGCUACAUGUGGCUCCAACAUUACCCAGUUCCAGAAUUCCAAGACUAGCCUACUUGAUAUCUGGGUCAAGAGGGGAUGGUGACAGUUUAAAGAGGACAUUAAAGGCUUUGUACCAUCCAUUGAACCACUACGUAGUGCACUUGGACCUUGAAGCGUCAGCUGAGGAGAGAUUGGACUUGGUGAAUUUUGUGAAGAAUGAGAAUUUGUUUGUGAAAGCUGCGAAUGUGAGGGUAGUUGUGAGAUCCAAUUUGGUUACAUAUAGAGGGCCUACUAUGGUUAGUAAUACUCUCCAUGCGGCUGCAAUUUUGUUGAAGGAAGGUGGAGAGUGGGAUUGGUUUAUUAACUUGAGUGCUUCUGAUUAUCCUUUGGUGACCCAAGAUGAUAUGCUUCAUACUUUAUCAUCUAUUCCAAGGGAACUUAAUUUUAUCGAGCACACUAGCGACAUUGGCUGGAAAGAGUUUCAGAGAGCCAAGCCUGUCAUAAUAGAUCCAGGACUAUACAGCCUGCGAAAAUCAGAUGUAUUUUGGGUCUCAGAGAAAAGGAGCCUGCCUACGGCAUAUAAGCUUUUCACAGGUUCUGCUUGGAUGAUGCUCUCUCGGCCUUUCAUGGAGUUCUGUUUGUGGGGGUGGGACAACCUCCCAAGGAUAGUCCUAAUGUAUUAUGCCAACUUUCUUUCAUCGCCUGAAGGGUAUUUCCACACAGUCAUAUGCAAUGCUGAAGAGUUCCAAAACACCACCGUAAACCAUGACCUUCAUUUCAUAUCCUGGGACAACCCUCCCAAACAGCAUCCACAUUUCCUAACUGUAGAUGACUACCAAAAAAUGGUAGACAGCAAUGCCCCUUUUGCCAGAAAAUUUGGGAGGGACAAAUCAGUGCUUGACAAGAUUGAUUCUGAGCUCCUGGGUCGCAAAGGUGAUGGGUUUGUGCCAGGUGGUUGGUUUGACGAAGGAGACACAAAUACAACCAUUCCAAGAUAUGCUGUUGCAAAUAUAACCGAACUGAGACCUGGUCCCGGGGCUGAAAGAUUCAAAAGCCUCAUCACUGGUUUGUUAUCUGAGAACGAUUUCCAUGUGAAGCACUGCAUCUAACACCUCAGACGCAUCAAAUCAACAGUGCUGCUAGGGUUGCAUCUUCAGUGAAUAAUCAAUAUGGUGGUUAAGGCUCCUUAGUUCAAGUAAUAAUCGAGGGCUUGUUAUCAGACAGCUAAGAAAGCUACAGGAAUCAAGGUAGUAAGUGAAACAUAUAAAGUAGGAUCGACAUUUAACAAUGAGCAAAGGUAUUUCCUAGGCCAAUUGGCUGAUGGUGCAGCUCAAUGUACUGCUUAGUGCAUGAGAAUGGAAUGUAGUGUUAUUUUUCUCAAGCUUUUAUCAAGAAAAACAUGCUAUUUGAUCAUAUAUAUCAUAUAACCUUGGGAAAUUUUUGAACUCUAAAUUGUAAAUAAAAGUUAGAACUAUCUUUAGUCUGGAAUUUCAUCCAAAGUUGUGCUUCUACUGGGGUAGCAAAUAUCAGAUAUGUAAUAAUAUGAUUUGAAACAGAGGUUUGCAGGGAAAUUUAGUUAAAU
Messenger RNA from Ilex paraguariensis (yerba mate), 1948 nucleotides. The record is from the annotation of a GenBank genome assembly. NCBI's taxonomy places the organism in Eukaryota, Viridiplantae, Streptophyta, Magnoliopsida, Aquifoliales, Aquifoliaceae.